This is a messenger RNA of Miniopterus natalensis, 2701 nucleotides long. It is a transcript of the gene C2, whose product is annotated as complement C2. The record is from RefSeq and is a predicted model, not a curated record. Gene Ontology annotation, cellular component: extracellular exosome; extracellular region. Gene Ontology annotation, biological process: complement activation; response to bacterium; proteolysis. NCBI's taxonomy places the organism in Eukaryota, Metazoa, Chordata, Mammalia, Chiroptera, Miniopteridae. Gene Ontology annotation, molecular function: serine-type endopeptidase activity.
UGCCCGGACGCUGGACACCAUGGGCUCACUCGGGGCUCUGCUUUGCCUGCUGCCCCUGUACGCAGGCGUGGCUGCAGCUGCACCCUCCUGCCCCCAGAACGUGAAGAUCUCUGGUGGCAAUUUCACCCUCAGCCAUGGCUGGGGCCCGGGGAGCGUCCUCAUCUACUCCUGCCCCCUGGGCUGGUACCCACUCCCCGCAUCCAGACUGUGCCUGAGCAACGGCCGGUGGCGCACCCCGAGAUCCACCCAGCUGAGAAAGGCGGUCUGCAAACCUGUUCGCUGCCCAGCCCCUGUUUCCUUUGAGAAUGGCAUGUACACCCCACGGCUGGGGUCCCACCCUGUGGGCGGCAACCUGAGCUUCGAGUGCGAGGAUGGCUUCGUGCUGCGGGGCUCACCCGUGCGGCACUGUCGCCCCAACGGCAUGUGGGACGGGGAGACGGCUGUGUGUGACAAUGGCGCUGGCCACUGCCCCGACCCGGGCAUUUCCGUGGGCUCUGUGCGGACUGGGUCCCGAUUUGGCCUUGGGGACAAGGUCAGCUACCGCUGCUCCGUGAAUCUGGUGCUGACAGGGUCUGCAGAGCGGGAGUGCCAGGGCAACGGGGUCUGGAGUGGGACCGAGCCCAUCUGCCGCCAACCCUACUCUUACGACUUUCCUGAGGACGUGGCCCCUGCCCUGGGCACCUCUUUGUCCCACCUGCUUGGAUCCACCAACCCCACCCAGAAGAAGAAGGAAAGCGUGGGCCGAAAAAUCCAAAUCCAGCGAUCUGGUCACCUGAACCUCUACCUGCUCCUGGAUGCCUCUCAGAGUGUGAAAGAGGAAGACUUCAGUAUCUUCAAGGACAGUGCCAUCCUCAUGGUGGACAGGAUCUUCAGCUUUGAGAUCAACGUGAGUGUCGCCAUCAUCACCUUCGCAUCAAAGCCGAAAGUCAUCAUGUCUGUCCUGCAGGACAGCUCCCGAGAUGUGACCGAAGUGAUCAACAGUCUGGAAAAAAUCAACUACAAAGACCAUGAAAAUGGGACCGGGACCAACAUCCGUGGGGCCCUAAAUAGUGUCUAUAUCAUGAUGAAUAACCAAAUGCAGCGCCUGGGCAUGAACACGGUGGCCUGGCAGGAAAUCCGACAUGCCAUCAUCCUUCUGACAGAUGGAAAGUCCAAUAUGGGGGGGUCUCCCAAGGAAGCUGUUGACAAUAUCAAAGAGAUCUUAAGCAUCAACCAGAAGAGGACCGACUACCUGGACAUCUAUGCCAUCGGGGUGGGCAGGCUGGAUGUGGACUGGAGGGAGCUGAACGAGCUGGGAUCCAAGAAGGACGGCGAGAGGCAUGCCUUCAUCCUGCAGGACACAAAGGCUCUGUACCAGGUCUUUGAGCACAUGCUCGAUGUCUCCCGGCUCAUAGACACCAUAUGUGGGGUGGGGAAUAUGUCAGCUAAUGCAUCUGCCCAGGAGAGGACACCCUGGCAUGUCACUAUCAAGCCCAAGAGCCGGGAGACCUGCCGGGGGGCCCUCAUCUCCGACCAGUGGGUCCUGACAGCUGCUCACUGCUUCCAUCACGACAAUGACCAUUCCCUGUGGAGGGUCAUUGUGGGGGAUCCCAACUCCCAUUUGGGCAAAGAGUUCCAGAUUGAGAAGGUGGUGAUCUCCUCUGGCUUUGAUAUCUCUGCCAAGAAGCAUCAGGGGAUCCUGGAGUUCUAUGGUGAUGACAUUGCCCUGCUGAAGCUAGCUCAGAAAGUGAAGAUGUCCACCCAUGCCAGGCCCAUCUGCCUUCCCUGCACGGUGGGGGCCAAUCUGGCUCUGCGGAGACCCCCAGGCAGCACUUGCCGAGAUCACGAGAGCGAACUGCUGAACAAACUGAGCAUUCCUGCUCACUUCGUGGCCUUGAAUGGGGGCAAACUGAACAUUAACCUCAAGACAGGGACAGAGUGGACAAGGUGUAUUGAGGUGGUCUCCCAAUACAAAACUGCGUUCCCCAACUUGACAGAUGUCGGAGAGGUGGUGACAGACCAGUUCCUAUGCAGUGGGAUGGAGAGUGAUGAUAAUCCCUGCAAGGGAGAAUCUGGGGGAGCAGUUUUCCUUGAGCGCAGAUUCAGGUUUUUCCAGGUGGGCCUGGUAAGCUGGGGUCUCUACAACCCCUGUGACAGUUCCAGAGAAAACUCCCGCAAGAGAGCCCCCAAGGGCAGGGUCCCCCCACCCCGUGAUUUUCACAUCAAUCUCUUCCGCCUGCAACCCUGGCUGAGGCAGCACCUGGAGGGCGUCCUGAACUUUUUGCCCCUGUAAUCAUGCCCUCUGACCCCUUUGUUGUCCUGAGGAACCUACUCUCUCUCCCAUGUCCUACUUCUGAAUUUCUGCCUUCAGACCCCAUGACUGAUCUUCACUCCUCGCCCUGAGUAAGCCCAGCCCAUCCUCGGCUUUACGGGACUCACUCUUCUUUCACUUUCAGUGAAAUUUCCCAGUUAUGAACCUAAUAAAAAUCAGUGAUUUCCACAUCUGUCUGUGUUCUACCUGGGGUGGGGGUGGGGAAGGUAGGAGUGAUUCCAGGAACUGCUGGAGGCAGGUCAGAGACCCUGCUGGACAAACAGGGACUCUGCUCCAUACCACAGUCAACAGGGGAGCCACCGGGGCCUCAUUUCUGGUCUCUAGGGGGGUGGUCUGUGCUCUUUGGGGAGGAACUGUGGCCAAGAGGAGCUGUUGAAGGGAAAGUCCUGG